Plasmopara halstedii is the source of this 180-nucleotide messenger RNA. RefSeq lists its product as uncharacterized. Lineage: Eukaryota; Oomycota; Peronosporomycetes; Peronosporales; Peronosporaceae. The coding region runs from base 1 to 180 and encodes 59 amino acids. The record is from RefSeq and is a predicted model, not a curated record. The transcript is spliced from 2 exons.
AUGAUGCUAUUGCUACCAUUUCAGUUCAUCACCCUAUGGACAAUACGGGGGAAUGUGCCCACUGAAGCUUUGUUGCUCAAUUUUCGUCAAGAUACUUCUGAAACAUUACACCAAAUCGGCUACAAUAUAAACAUCAACUCAACUUUUACGCUGAUUCAUACGAUCACUUCUGUAGCUUAA